UAAUUCUUCUUUAGUUGUUCCAACAGAAUGUUCAAGCUUGGCGCAAACACGUUGUCCGUUCCCAUGAGUUUAUUCGCCGACAAUCGUAAGCGAUUAUGCAACAAAGUACGAACAAUCGAUGUUCCAGAACAUUCCAUUGUUUUACUCCAAGGAGGGCAACAACAACAGCAAGAUUCUACCGAUCGUGACAUCACAUUCAGACAGGAAUCCUUCUUCCAAUGGUGUUUUGGUGUCAGCGAACCAGACUGCUUCGGUGCGAUUGACGUCACAUCCGGCAGAUCCGUUCUCUUCGUACCAAAGCUGCCUGUUGAAUACCGGGUGUGGAUGGGGGAGAUAUUUCCACCAAGUCACUUCCAAGCUAAAUAUCGGGUUGAUGACGUCAUGUUUGUUAAUGACAUGGUUGCCGUUCUACGUUCGAUGGGGGCACGCGUUAUUUUAACACUGGAACGCGGAUUAAUAUCCGAUCGUGAAGGUUUGGGAAUUGCCGGAUCUAUUUGCAGCAGUUUCAAGGUGGACACCGAAUCGUUACAGCCGGUGAUCAGUGAAUGUCGGGUGAUCAAAUCGAAGGAAGAAAUCGACAUUAUUAGAUACGUCAGUCGCGUCAGUAGCGAAGCGCAUAAAGAGAUCAUGCGACGUAUACGGCCGGGGUGGAUGGAAUACCAGGCUGAAAGUCUUUUCCGACACUUGGUCCAAACCCACGGUGGUGGUAGGCACGUAUUCUACGACUGCGUUGCAUCGUCAGGUCCCAGGUGUGCCAUCAUGAACUACGGUAGAGCCACGUAUCCCAAUGAUCAUGUUAUCGAAGAUGGGACGCUAUGUUUGUUCGAUAUGAGCGGGGAAUAUUGUUGUUAUGGUAGUGACAUCACAAACACUUUUCCCGCCAAUGGAAAAUUCACAGAAGACCAGAAGGCGAUCUACAAUAUCGUGUUGGAGGCGAACAUGGCGGUGAAGGCAGUCAUGCGGCCUGGCGUAGGGUUGGUGGACCUCCACUUGAUGGCGGAAAAGAUCGUCUUGAAAGGAUUGGUUAAACUUGGUGUGUUGCAUGGUGACGUAGACGUGAUGUCACAAUCCCGUGUGGGCGGGGUGUUUAUGCCCUUUGGCGUCGGCCAUUUUGUGGGACUGAAUCUUGUCGACGUGGGGGGUUACCCCAAGGGAGGACCACCACGUCGAACCGAGUAUUCACUUAAUCGAUUACAAACCACCCGCCCAAUGAAAGCUGGAAUGGUGAUCACUGUUGAACCAGGUCUUUACUUCCAUAAGCCGUUAAUAGAAGACGCAUUGAAAAAUCCAGAGUUUGCAAAGUUUAUUGACGUCACGCGACUACAACAUUUCAUGAACUUUGGUGGGGUUCGCAUCGAGGACAUCGUCACCGUGAAGUCAGAAGGCAUUGAAGUUUUGUCUCAUUUACCACGUGACGUCGAUGCAAUCGAACAACUCAUGCGUGAAGGGCGGGAAAACGAAGACGUAUCAUUGGCUGGCACCUUGCUACCCAGUGUUACGCAAUAAUAACAACCUUACACCUGACAACACUGGAAAAACUUGCAAUUCGUCUGGCAACACUGCUUUUAAUUCCAUUGAUUUUACUCACUCGAUAAUUGACUGGCAGCACUGCUUC
This is a messenger RNA of Ciona intestinalis (vase tunicate), 1615 nucleotides long. The record is from RefSeq and is a predicted model, not a curated record. NCBI's taxonomy places the organism in Eukaryota, Metazoa, Chordata, Ascidiacea, Phlebobranchia, Cionidae.